Molecule: messenger RNA, 1167 nt
Organism: Ochotona curzoniae (black-lipped pika)
Lineage: Eukaryota; Metazoa; Chordata; Mammalia; Lagomorpha; Ochotonidae
Product: pepsin F
Exons: 9
Coding region: 1-1167 (388 amino acids)
Biological process (GO): proteolysis
Molecular function (GO): aspartic-type endopeptidase activity
Source: RefSeq, a predicted model, not a curated record
AUGAAGUGGCUUGGGGUCCUUGGGCUGGUGGCCCUCUCGGAGUGCUUGGUCACCAUCCCUCUGAUGAAGAUCAAAUCGAUGCGAGAAAACCUCCGGGAACACAACAUUCUCCAAGACUACCUGGAGAAGCACCCCUAUGGCCCAGCCUACAAGUUACAUCGCAGGCAUCAGGACCCGGGAAAGGCUUUUGAGCCUCUGAGGAACUACUUGGAUCUGGCCUACAUCGGCAUCAUCAGCAUUGGAACGCCCCCCCAGGAGUUCAAGGUUGUUCUUGACACGGGCUCUUCUGACUUGUGGGUACCCUCCAUUUACUGCUCCAGCCCGGCCUGCGCCAAACACGACACGUUCAACCCUCUGCUGUCCUCCACCUUCCUUGUCUCGGGCCGGCCCAUUAACAUUGUCUAUGGCUCCGGGAGCAUGUCGGGAUUUUUGGCUUACGACACCGUUCAGAUCGCGGACCUGGUGGAUGUAGCCCAGCCCUUUGGCCUGAGCCUGGAGGAGCCAGGCCAGUUCAUGGAAUAUGCAGUCUUCGAUGGCAUCCUGGGGCUGAGCUAUCCCAGCCUUAGCUCCGAGGGAAUCACCCCUGUCUUCGACAACCUGUGGAACCAAGGCCUCCUCUCUCAGAACCUCUUUGCCUUCUACCUGAGCAGCAAGGAUGAGAAGGGCAGCGUGCUGAUGCUUGGCAGUGUGGACCCCUCCUACUACAUGGGGGACCUUCACUGGGUGCCCGUAUCCAAACCUCUCUACUGGCAGCUGGCCAUGGACAGCAUCUCCAUGAACGGGAAGGUCAUUGCUUGUGAUGGCGGCUGCCAGGGCAUCAUGGAUACGGGUACCUCUUUGCUGAUUGGCCCACGGAAUCCUGUCCUCAGCAUCCAGCAAGCCAUUGAUGCUCAACACUCCUAUGGCAGUGAGUACAUCAUCGACUGUGGCGCCAUCAGCACCCUGCCUGACAUCAUCUUCACCAUCGAUGGCGUGGACUACCCAGUGCCAGCCAGUGCCUACAUCCGCAAGUCCUCAGCACACAUCUGCUACAGCAACUUCGAUGAGGCAUCCUCCCAGGAGUUGGAUCCCACCGAGAUCUGGGUGCUGGGAGACGUCUUCUUGCGCCUCUACUUCACAGUGUUCGAUCGGGCCAACAACAGGAUCGGCCUGGCCCCUGCGGUGUGA